AUGACAUCUUUCUUUUCUCUGCCUCUGGAGCUUCGCCUUGAGAUCUACUCUCUGCUUGUUCAGGACGAACCGGUAGAACAGUAUGGGGAGGAUAAAUUCAUGUCUGUGGAGAUGACAACCCACCCUAUUCUAUAUGUCAAUCACCGUGUACAAGAAGAGUCCGCCAGUGCAAUCUUUGGACGAGGGUCAUGGGUGCAGGACUGUCCAUCUAGAACCCUAGCUGCCUUUGAGAGGAUGACUUUCGUAAUUAAACAUGUCAAAAAGCUGGCUAUUAAAUUACAGAUGCAUCACAUUCUGGGGGCGCCGUUGAACGACCAAGGGUUCUUCGACUCGGACGGAUACCAUUGGGAAGGUCCUAUGCAGAAUAGACAAAUCUUUGAAGAUAAUCUUACGAGGCUCUUGGAUUUUCUGAAAGAGGCACAAGGCUUGCAGUCACUAGAGGUGCUUUGGGGGGAAUGCUACGUAUUCCGAGACCGAGGACUGGCAGAACUUCGUACAGAUGGCGCGUCGACACAAAAGGAACACCACGGGCAGGCCGGCACGUUGACGACAGACGGACUGAAAGACAUACUCGCGCGUCUUACUAAACUCGAUCCUUCUUGCAAUCUUUCCCUGGGUAAAUGUUGGGUGCAAGUGAUUGAUGCGCCUGAGUACGCCAUCCAGAGUCUCGAAGACUUUUCACUCAGACAAUAUCGACGAGCUGUCUCGGGCACCGUCAAGCAAAUCAUUGAGCAACGAAAGACGGCAAUGUGA
This is a messenger RNA of Bacidia gigantensis, 753 nucleotides long. RefSeq lists its product as uncharacterized. The transcript has a single exon. Lineage: Eukaryota; Fungi; Ascomycota; Lecanoromycetes; Lecanorales; Ramalinaceae. The record is from RefSeq and is a predicted model, not a curated record. The coding region runs from base 1 to 753 and encodes 250 amino acids.